AUUCCUCCCCCUCCCUCGCUCCCGCGCCGCCACACGACUGCGGGCACGAGCGCGAGCACGGCCAUGGCGCGCAUCGUGUCGCGCGCGCUCCCGCUCGCCUCGCGCUCGCCCCUGCGCCUCCCGCCCCCGCCGCCCCUCCCCGGCGCGGCGCUGCUACGUUCCGCGGCCGCUGCGCCGGCCCUACCCCCCGCGGCCUCGCUGCUCUCCUGGCGCGGGCUCACGGCCACCCACGAGCCCUCGCUAGCGGCGACGCCGCCGUUCGCGGGGUUUCUCGCUGGAAUCCGCGGGUUGCGCAAGUUGCGGCGCGGACAGGCGGCGGCGAAACGGCCGCAGCCUCAGGAUUUCGCGCCGCCGCCUCCCCCUCCACCGCCGAAGGAGAGCGAGAUCGAGCUCAUCGCCCGCAUCGGCGUCGAGGAGGACAUGCCCGACGACGCAGAAGUUCUGAAUAUUGUAGAAAUCCUAAAGUUAAAUGUUCCGAUGGUGAUGAAAAUUGCGCUUGAUGGACUUGUGGAUUCAAACUACAGCACGCGAGAUACUUCAAUAAGUGAUGUUGGAAAGUAUGAUAAGGUUGAGGUUUCUGUACUGCUAUGCAAUGAUAACUUCAUUCGGAAUCUUAGCAAAGAAUGGAGAGGCGAGGACUGCACUACUGAUAUGCUCUCCAUGUCACAGUACAUUCCAGAUCUUGAUGUUCCCAUUCUAAUGUUAGGUGACAUAGUUAUAUCUGUUGAGACUGCUGCAAGGCAAGCUGAGGAGAAAGGUGUUACGCUUCUUGAUGAAGUGCGGUUGCUAGUGGUUCGUGGAAUAUUACAUCUUCUUGGUUUUCAUCAUGAGACAAGCAAUGAAGCUGCCAUGGAAUUGGAGAAGGAGGAGCAACUCAUUUUAAAGAGUCUACGAUGGAAAGGAAAAGGUCUAGCUAAGGGUUCUCAGGAUCCAAGCAAGCUUCAAACAGAUUCAUUUGAUGGGCAAGUGACAAAUAGUCAAAAGAGAGCUGUCACCCUAAGAUUUUACAGACCAAAGUUCAAAUAUAUUUUUUGCGAUAUGGAUGGUACACUGCUCAACAGUAAAAGCCAAGUUACAGCAAGGAAUGCAGAAGCUCUAAGGGAAGCUAGGUCAAGAGGAGUAAACAUAGUUAUUGCUACAGGAAAGGCACGUCCUGCUGUAAUUGAUGUUCUUAGUAUGGCAGACUUAUCUGGAAGAACUGGCAUUGUCUCAGAAUCGUCGCCUGGUGUAUUCCUUCAGGGGCUGUUGGUUUAUGGGUUGGAAGGGAGACAGAUUUAUAAAAGAAAUUUGGAUCAAGAAGUAUGCAGAGAGGCACUCUUAUAUUCUUUGGAGCACAGGAUACCAUUAGUAGCAUUUAGCCAGGAUCAUUGUUUUUCUUUGUUUGAACACCCAUUGGUUGAUUCUCUCCAUUAUGUAUACCAUGAACCGAAGGCUAAAAUAGUGCCAUCUAUUGACAACCUUUUAGAAACAGCUGAUAUACAGAAAGUAUUGUUCCUUGAAACUCCUGAGGGAAUUUCAUCUGCAUUGAGACCAUACUGGGCAAAGGCGAUGGAGGGAAGGGCACAUGUCGUUCAGGCACAACCUGACAUGCUUGAACUUGUGCCACCUGCAACUUCGAAGGGCAAUGGUGUGCAGAUUCUGCUGAACCACCUUUCCAUUAGUCCAGAUGAGGUAAUGGCCAUUGGAGAUGGAGAAAAUGACAUUGAAAUGCUGCAACUAGCUUCCUUGGGUGUUGCUCUUGCAAAUGGAUCUGAGAAGACUAAGGCAGUGGCAAAUGUGAUUGGCGCCACUAAUGAUGAAGACGGAGUUGCACAGGCUAUUUAUGAAUAUGCCUUCUAACUAGCCAUGAAGUCACUUGGGGCUGGAACUCGAUUAAUUUCAGCUCUUUUGAUUCUCUAUUUUUCCUGGAUUCAUCACAGAACAAGACAAGUAGUUCCAAUUACACACUAUUCUGGAGUGUGAUCCCACUCUGGGGUUAGAAUUUUUGAAUUGUUAGCUGUAAGACAUUUUUUUUUUGUUGGCAGGCAUUGAAAUCCAGCUCUGCCUUCUCUUUCCAAAAUUCAGAAAAGAAUAAGGAACUCAGGUCCGCCUACUAUUGAUUGGAAUAUACAACCGGAAUUGCUAUUUGUCUCAAA
Molecule: messenger RNA, 2135 nt
Organism: Panicum virgatum (switchgrass)
Lineage: Eukaryota; Viridiplantae; Streptophyta; Magnoliopsida; Poales; Poaceae
Product: endoribonuclease YBEY, chloroplastic-like
Exons: 12
Coding region: 64-1839 (591 amino acids)
Biological process (GO): rRNA processing
Molecular function (GO): metalloendopeptidase activity
Source: RefSeq, a predicted model, not a curated record